AAUUAAGAGGGGCAAUCAGUCGACAUUGCGAGUAGGCAAUGGAAACGGAGGUGGAGGAGAGUGGUGGUGGGAAUGCAGUUAAGGGAAUCCGCACUCACUGGUGGUGGGCCCUGGCAAGCACAGCCCAAUUAGGAUGGGGUAUAUCAUCUUUCAGAAAAGGCUACGCCGGCGAUUCUCGUCUCAUGCCCGCUAAAGCGUUCGGUGUCGCCGCCUUGUUUGUCGGUUCCGCCGCCUCCGCCUCCAUCGCUUUUCUUCGGGCCUCUGGCAUUCACAAGGUGGAAGACCUAAUGGAAGUGGGUGCAAAUAUAAGAACAGGACUUGGUGUCCGUCCUAGAACAAGUGCCCAGAAGACAGAUGAUCUGUGAGAAGCGAAGAGACUGGAGUUUGUAGCAGCUUUGGCAUAAUUUUGAUAGUUGAUGCUCUUUUAAUGAACACAAUCUGUUGUUAAUUCAGUGGUUUGUUAUAAUAAAUCUUAGUAAUUUUGGUGAUUAAAAAGUACUAUGUAUUCUUCUUUAACAUAUAGUUAAUAGUAAUGCAUCUAUUGAGUACA
Messenger RNA from Pistacia vera, 550 nucleotides. RefSeq lists its product as uncharacterized. The record is from RefSeq and is a predicted model, not a curated record. The transcript is spliced from 3 exons. The coding region runs from base 39 to 365 and encodes 108 amino acids. NCBI's taxonomy places the organism in Eukaryota, Viridiplantae, Streptophyta, Magnoliopsida, Sapindales, Anacardiaceae.